AUGGAGCUGUCUCCCCGAACGGCAGAUGAUGAAGGGAUCUUCGUCAUCUUUGAUGGGCAUGUCAGUGCAGACAUUGAAGUUGGAAUCGUGAAUCCUGAUUACCAAGACGAUGUGACCCUCGAGACUUCACCUUCGGAGAGUUCGACGAUCGCUUUGGAUGAUGCGGAGACCUUCAAGAAGUGCCAGGUGAAGGACUCCAGGAUCCUUCUGCCUGGCGUGCUGGCGGAUGAUAAUGAGGAUGGUAACAGAAGUGAAAGCAAAGGAGAAGGGUAUGGACAUGACGGAGAGGACAGGAGUACUGUCGAGGAUUUAUGGGCUUCGACUAUACCAGAGAUUGAGGAGGGACCGAACUUCAAAGAUAUACCGAUUGGGAAGAAGAUCGUUACCUUCCUGAAUGUGAUCACCAGAUGUAUUCUCCUGCUGGGGUUCCUCUACAUCUUCGUGUGUUCUCUGGACAUCCUCUCGCUGGGUUUCAGCCUUCUGGGUGGCAAGGCUAUCGGGGCCGUCAUAGCUAAUAAUGAGCUCCUGACUAAUCCUCUAUGCGGUCUUAUGAUUGGACUGUUAGUGACGGUCCUGGUCCAGAGCUCCAGCACUACGACCUCGGUGGUAGUAUCAAUGGUAUCCGCACAAAUAGUAUCGGUCAAACAUGCAAUACCAAUUAUCAUGGGAACAAACAUCGGAACAGCUGUCACCAACACACUGGUAUCUUUUGGUCAGGUUCAGGAUCAGGACGUAUUUCGACGUGCUUUCGCAGGUGCUGCUGUUCACGAUAUCUUCAAUUGCCUCACCGUAGCCGUUCUGCUCCCGAUCGAGAUGGCGACAUCGUAUCUCGAAGUCAUGACCGACGCCGUCAUCGGUACAUUUCAUAUCAGCGAAACCAAUCAAUCUAUCGAGUUUCUUAAGGUCAUCACAACGCCGCUCACUGAUCUCAUCGUGCAAGUUCAUUCUGUAGAUGUCGAGGACAUAGAUUUGAUUCUAGGAGAAAACACCAGCCGACAGAGCAUCCUCCUGAAAUGUAUAGACAACUCUACAAACUCAUGUACAUACAAGCAUCUCUUUGCUCUCACAUCGCUGUCAGACCUUCGGGUUGGUCUAAUCAUCCUGACUAUAUCCUUAUUCGGUGUGUCCUGCAGCCUGCUGGUGACGGUUAAACUCCUCAACUCCUUCCUGAAGGGUAGCAUCACCCAUUUAUUGAAGAGAUUCGUCAACGCAGACUUUCCAGGCUUCAUGGGUUCUCUCACGGGGUAUCUAGCAAUCCUGAUAGGGGCACUUUGUACUUUCUUCGUGCAGAGCAGUUCGAUCUUCACAUCACUUCUUACCCCACUGGUCGGUAUUGACGUCGUAUCCAUAGACCGGAUGUACCCAUUGACCUUAGGGUCAAACAUCGGGACGACAAUAACAGGAAUCAUUUCGGCAUUAGCGAGUAACGGUGGCGAGCUGAGUAACACCUUGAACAUUGCGUUAUGUCACUUCUUCUUCAACGUGACAGGCAUAGUGAUUUGGUAUCCGCUACCCUUCAUGCGGAAGGUUCCCAUUACGCUGGCAAAGAAUCUUGGAGAUAAGAUGGCCAAACACCGUUGGUUCGCGAUGCUUUACGUCGCAGUCAUGUUCCUCCUGCUACCCGGAGCGGUCUUUGGACUAAGCGUUGCCGGUAACCCCUACCUCCUAGGCUUCGGGAUUCCGGUACUCGCUGUGGUUACUGUUGCCCUUUUGAUAAGUAUCCUUCAACAUAAAGCCCCGCAUAUUUUGCCUGCCAGAUUAAGGACUUGGGAAUGUCUACCGCUCUGGAUGCACUCAUUAAAGCCUUUCGACAACCUGUUUGUCUGUUCAAACCGGACUGAAAAGUCACCGGAACAUCGGGUUGAACGUAAUGCUUGAAUCGGUCAAAGCUCUUUCUGAUGAAAAGGAAAGAAAGAAAGAAACGGGUGGCAUAGAGCAAAAGCCCUUUCGAACUCUAUUUCCUAUAAGUUUGUAUCAUUUCUUUUUGAAUUUUUCUUAUAUAAAAUUAUGUUAUUUUAUACAAAAACCAAUGGUGAUCAGGGUAUAUUAUGAUAUGGACAUGAGAGCAAAA
Molecule: messenger RNA, 2071 nt
Organism: Strongylocentrotus purpuratus (purple sea urchin)
Lineage: Eukaryota; Metazoa; Echinodermata; Echinoidea; Camarodonta; Strongylocentrotidae
Product: sodium-dependent phosphate transport protein 2B-like
Exons: 6
Coding region: 1-1878 (625 amino acids)
Biological process (GO): sodium-dependent phosphate transport
Cellular component (GO): membrane
Molecular function (GO): sodium:phosphate symporter activity
Source: RefSeq, a predicted model, not a curated record